ACUAGUUACUCUUAAAAACGAAAAACCACACGAUUCUUAAAAAAAUAAAAAAUAAAAAGGAAGAAGACAUGUUCCCACUCUCACCACAAGCCACCGGUGACGGCCGUCGCAACCACUUGUUGCCUCCUAACCUGAUAGUUGGUCUUUUUAUAUCUCUGUUCUUCAUCCUCAAGGCAAUGCCUUCAUUCAUCUCUUUCACCUCAAAAGUAUUCACACCACUGCUUGUCCUGCUUCUUUUCGUCACUGUCUGUGUUUUCCUCACCAUCAACAACAGUGACAACACAGGCUCCUAUAAUAGAAAUGAUGAACAUGCAUGUAAUAACAGUAGUGAUGAUCUACUUCCAGAUACUUCAUCACCAUCAUCUACUGCAGCCCAGCAACCUCCGUCACCGGAUAAGAAAGUGAGAUCCAAGGAUAAGAAAGUGAGAUCCAAUAAAGUUGAUGAUCAGGAUCUGAAGAGACCAGAUACUUCAUCACCAUCAUCUACUGCAGCCCAGCAACCUCCGUCACCGGAUAAGAAAGUGAGAUCCAAGGAUAAGAAAGUGAGAUCCAAUAAAGUGAGAUCCAAGGAUAAGAAAGUGAGAUCCAAUAAAGUUGAUGAUCAGGAUCUGAAGAGACCAGAUACUUCAUCACCAUCAUCUACUGCAGCCCAGCAACCUCCGUCACCGGAUAAGAAAGUGAGAUCCAAGGAUAAGAAAGUGAGAUCCAAUAAAGUGAGAUCCAAGGAUAAGAAAGUGAGAUCCAAUAAAGUUGAUGAUCAGGAUCUGAAGAGACCAGAUACUUCAUCACCAUCAUCUACUGCAGCCCAGCAACCUCCGUCACCGGAUAAGAAAGUGAGAUCCAAGGAUAAGAAAGUGAGAUCCAAUAAAGUUGAUGAUCAGGAUCUGAAGAGACCAGAUACUUCAUCGCCAUCAUCUACUGCAGCCCAGCAACCUCCGUCACCGGAUAAGAAAGUGAGACCACCACCACCACUACCGUUCAAAACUCUGCCACGUGAGCCCACAACCUAUGUUCUGGUUAAUAGUAUAAGUUCUGAUUCAGCAGACUCGACUGACGUCAAGGCUGAAGACUUCAUUCGAAAGUUUAGGGAGAGACAAGCAAGGGAGAGAGAAGUCUAAUCCUGCUAGGCUGAGAAGUUCGAAAACCAGGUGCAAGAAUGAGAAGUGGUAUUUUAAACUCAAUUGUUUUCUAUUUGAACUUUAGCUGUCUUUCUGUGUUCUUCUGUAUAUGAGACCGAGUAGUCUUGGUUGGCAUGUUACAGAAAAUAAUGCAUUGUCUACCAUUGUAUGUAUGAGUCUUGACGUUAUCAUAUUAUGUUUUUUGAAUAA
Messenger RNA from Quercus lobata, 1328 nucleotides. Its product is annotated as pollen-specific leucine-rich repeat extensin-like protein 1. Bases 69 to 1118 code for a protein of 349 amino acids. The record is from RefSeq and is a predicted model, not a curated record. NCBI's taxonomy places the organism in Eukaryota, Viridiplantae, Streptophyta, Magnoliopsida, Fagales, Fagaceae. The transcript is spliced from 2 exons.